This is a messenger RNA of Ambispora leptoticha, 221 nucleotides long. Lineage: Eukaryota; Fungi; Glomeromycota; Glomeromycetes; Archaeosporales; Ambisporaceae. The record is from the annotation of a GenBank genome assembly.
AAGUGAAUUAUUACGGAACCGAUACCAAAUACGGAAUUCUUUCGGAAUUUUCGGAAUGCGUACUGGAAUUUAUACUUAAUACGAAUCAAUUCGCAAUGCAAUAUGGAAUUUUACGCAAUUUUUAUAGAACUAAAACCAAUGCUGAACAUAAUCAUAAUGCAAAAGGAGUUUUCACAGAACCUAUUACUGGAUAUAUAAUUGAUUCUGACAUUAUGACAUAA